Camelina sativa (false flax) is the source of this 519-nucleotide messenger RNA. NCBI's taxonomy places the organism in Eukaryota, Viridiplantae, Streptophyta, Magnoliopsida, Brassicales, Brassicaceae. The record is from RefSeq and is a predicted model, not a curated record.
AAAGUGUGGUCCGAGGUCUUCUUCUACUUGGCCCAGAACAACGUCAUGUUCGAGGGCAUUCUGCUGAAGCCGAGCAUGGUCACCCCAGGCGCUGAGCACAAGAACAAGGCCUCUCCCGAGACCGUUGCGGAUUUCACGCUCACCAUGCUGAAAAGGAGGGUCCCUCCAGCUGUCCCAGGAAUCAUGUUUCUGUCUGGAGGACAAUCGGAGGCAGAGGCCACACUGAACCUGAACGCCAUGAACCAGAGCCCAAACCCAUGGCAUGUGUCCUUCUCCUACGCACGUGCCCUGCAGAACUCUGUGCUCAGGACGUGGCAAGGCAACCCGGAGAAGAUCGAGGCCUCGCAGAAGGCACUGUUGGUGAGGGCAAAGGCCAACUCACUGGCCCAGCUAGGCAAAUACUCAGCCGAGGGCGAGAACGAGGACGCCAAGAAAGGAAUGUUUGUCAAAGGUUACACCUACUGAGAUUGUUCAUUUUGUCAGAGAUCGUCGUAAUAAGAAGGACCCUUGUUGUCUUUU